UGUGAUUUUCUCUUUCUCUCUUCUUUUUCUUUGGUCCUUUUUUUCUUUCUUUCUUUUUUACGUGUUUUCAGUCAUGGCCAACAUUCCACCUCAUUAUACUGAUCGAUUCAUAGUACAACGAUAUAACAAGGCGUUACACUUUGUUCAACAUUUACCUGCGACUUCCAACUUUCAGCCGACAAAGAGUCAAAAAUUAGAAUUAUAUUCACUUUAUAAGCAAGUAUCGCAAGGCGAUAUUAAUACACAAAGACCUGGUUUAUUUGAUGUAGUCGGUCGAGCCAAAUGGGAUGCCUGGAAAAAGUUAGAGGGUAUUUCGGUGUUGGAAGCAAGGCACAUUUACGUUGAAGCACUUUUACGAGUGGCAGCCGAGGCAUAUAAAAAGAAUUUAGGCCGAGAAGAAGCACAACAGAUCAUCCACACAUUUGCCAUCAUGAGACCCUCAGGCGAUGAUGAUAGUGAUGAUCUUGACACGGACGAUACUUCGAAUCAAGAAGAUGAUGAUGAAGAGGAAGAUGAGGACUCAAGUAAUGCAGAAGAACAAGCAUAUCUUCGAGCUAUCGAAAGUAGUAAUAGCUCAACACAGCCCCAAGCGCAAGACCGGUAUAAAUUAACAUCACCCGUUUUAUCAAGAUACAAUCGACCUUCUUCAGUGGCAUCUGUACAAACAAUGGUGACUGCGCCAACAAGUAUGCGACCCCCUUCCGUAGCGACCAGCACACGAUCCAGCAGCCGACGUACUGAGAAAAGACCCUAUCAGAUGACAGAUUCACGGGUGUCACCUAUCCAAGAUAGUUUUAAUGAAGAAGAGCUUGAUAACAGUGUGAAUCCUUGGCAACAUCUUUCAGUCAAUGAUCAACGCAAUGGUGGAAGCAGUCAUAGUAUAGAGCAUCCACUUCAGACGUCCAAAAGAACACCUCAAUUAAGACUACCUUCACCCAUGUAUCAUCGCCAACAACAACAACAACAACAGCAACAACAACAGCAACAAAGGCUGGGCUCUUUAGGGUCGCCACCCCUUUAUCCCCAACUUGUGAAUAGACCCAAUUCAAGUGCUUCAUCAUCUGUUACUGCAACACCCCAAUAUAAUAUGCUGAGAGAACAGAACGUGUAUACACCUUCAGAUUCAAGGUCAGUUAGUCGAAGUCAGUAUACUUCAGUUGCCUUGGGACCUGCUACGAAACGUGCCUUAGAAUCCUUACAGCAAGAGAUUAUUGCGCUAAAUGAUCGCAUAGAUGAUUUACGAAAAGAGUUGGUGGAAAGGGACAAACAACGAGUUGUGAAAAAGAAAUCGGACGAUGAAGUAAAUGAAGAAGAGUCGGCCGAUAUGGAUGACGGAUGGAAAUGGGUGAUAAAGGCAGCCGUUAAAUAUGCUGGGGUAAAUCUGAUGACAGGACUUUUACUGUUUUUCAUCCUUUAUAAAAGUGGGAGUCCCAUUGCUUAUGCUGUAUUGAAACAAACUGGUAAAUACUGGCAUACAUUCAAACUUCGAGUGUUGAUAAGCAACAUGGUGGUUUAAAUAAAAUUAUUUCGAAUCAAACUACUGUUUUUUGAAUAUGAGUUUGCGUUGAGAUAAAAAUUAAUUUGCGCUGACAUUAAAAGAAUAUUUACGUCAAGGUAAAAAUAGUUUUGCGUUGCUUAGUAAUAAAUUUUGCGCCAAGAGAUUAGAAAAAAAAAUAUAAAAUAACCUAAAAUAUCGCAAAGGUUUCGACU
This is a messenger RNA of Mucor mucedo, 1710 nucleotides long. RefSeq names its product acyl CoA binding protein-domain-containing protein. The record is from RefSeq and is a predicted model, not a curated record. Gene Ontology annotation, biological process: fatty acid metabolic process. Gene Ontology annotation, molecular function: fatty-acyl-CoA binding. The transcript is spliced from 6 exons. The coding region runs from base 74 to 1516 and encodes 480 amino acids. Lineage: Eukaryota; Fungi; Mucoromycota; Mucoromycetes; Mucorales; Mucoraceae.